Messenger RNA from Trypanosoma brucei brucei TREU927, 2031 nucleotides. RefSeq names its product heat shock protein 70, putative. NCBI's taxonomy places the organism in Eukaryota, Euglenozoa, Kinetoplastea, Trypanosomatida, Trypanosomatidae. Gene Ontology annotation, molecular function: ATP hydrolysis activity; ATP-dependent protein folding chaperone; ATP binding. Gene Ontology annotation, cellular component: cytoplasm. The record is from RefSeq and is a predicted model, not a curated record. The transcript has a single exon. The coding region runs from base 1 to 2031 and encodes 676 amino acids. Gene Ontology annotation, biological process: protein refolding; cellular response to unfolded protein.
AUGACAUACGAAGGCGCCAUUGGUAUCGACCUCGGUACGACGUACUCGUGCGUUGGUGUGUGGCAGAACGAACGUGUGGAAAUCAUUGCAAAUGACCAGGGUAACCGUACGACGCCGUCCUACGUUGCUUUCGUCAAUAAUGAGGUUCUUGUUGGCGAUGCGGCGAAGAACCACGCCGCUCGUGGCUCGAAUGGUGUUAUAUUCGACGCGAAACGGCUGAUCGGACGGAAGUUCUCCGACUCUGUCGUGCAGUCCGACAUGAAGCACUGGCCCUUCAAGGUCGAGGAGGGCGAGAAAGGUGGUGCUGUGAUGAGGGUAGAGCAUCUUGGAGAGGGGAUGUUACUGCAGCCCGAGCAAAUAUCUGCCCGUGUCCUUGCGUACCUGAAGUCUUGUGCGGAGUCGUAUCUUGGGAAGCAGGUGGCUAAGGCUGUCGUAACAGUGCCUGCAUACUUCAACGACUCGCAGCGCCAGGCAACGAAGGACGCGGGGACGAUUGCUGGUCUGGAGGUGCUGCGCAUCAUCAACGAGCCAACGGCUGCUGCAAUUGCCUAUGGCCUGGACAAGGCUGAUGAGGGGAAGGAACGCAACGUUUUGGUGUUUGACUUUGGAGGUGGAACGUUUGACGUCUCAAUUAUUUCAGUAAGCGGCGGUGUUUUCGAGGUGAAAGCCACAAAUGGUGACACCCACCUUGGUGGAGAGGAUGUGGACGCCGCACUGCUGGAGCACGCACUUGCUGAUAUAAGGAACCGUUAUGGAAUAGAACAGGGCUCUCUGUCCCAAAAGAUGCUAUCCAAGCUGCGUUCACGGUGUGAGGAAGUGAAGCGAGUACUGUCACACUCGACAGUGGGGGAAAUUGCACUCGACGGGCUGCUUCCCGACGGCGAGGAAUACGUGCUCAAGCUAACGCGAGCGAGGUUGGAAGAGCUAUGCACGAAAAUUUUUGCUCGCUGUUUGAGUGUGGUACAGAGGGCGUUGAAGGACGCUUCAAUGAAGGUUGAGGAUAUUGAGGAUGUUGUGCUUGUCGGGGGAAGUUCUCGGAUUCCUGCUGUGCAGGCUCAGUUAAGGGAGCUAUUCAGAGGUAAGCAACUCUGCAGCAGUGUGCACCCUGACGAGGCAGUGGCGUAUGGGGCUGCAGUGCAGGCGCACGUACUUUCCGGUGGAUAUGGGGAGAGCUCUAGGACAGCAGGUAUAGUGCUUCUGGAUGUUGUGCCCCUUUCAAUCGGCGUUGAAGUGGACGACGGUAAGUUUGAUGUGAUAAUUCGUCGGAACACAACCAUUCCAUACCUUGCGACCAAGGAGUACAGCACUGUGGAUGACAAUCAGAGUGAAGUGGAGAUACAGGUUUUCGAAGGUGAGCGCCCCCUCACGCGUCACAACCACAGGCUAGGCUCCUUUGUUCUUGACGGUAUUACCCCGGCAAAGCACGGUGAACCGACUAUCACCGUUACUUUUAGUGUUGACGCCGACGGGAUCCUGACCGUUACAGCCGCAGAAGAACUCGGGAGCGUAACAAAAACACUUGUUGUGGAGAACUCGGAGCGACUUACCAGUGAGGAAGUACAGAAGAUGAUUGAAGUUGCACAAAAGUUUGCCUUAACGGACGCCACCGCUCUGGCGAGGAUGGAGGCCACCGAGAGGCUCACGCAGUGGUUUGACCGACUCGAAGCUGUAAUGGAGACCGUCCCGCAACCAUACUCAGAGAAGCUUCAAAAGCGUAUUGCCUUUCUUCCGCACGGGAAAGAGUGGGUCGGCACACAGCUUCAUACGUACACUGACGCGGCGUCGAUAGAGGCGAAAGUAGCGAAGAUUGAACGGCUUGCAAAGAGGGCCCUGAAAUCGGCGCGUCGUGAAGGAAAGGAUGGAUGGGCACCGGGCAAUGAGGACAAUGGAAGCGGUGAUGACAACGACGGUGACGAUAACAGUGAUGAGGACGACGAGCUCCAAAGGGGGAGGGGCGUGACAGAGGGAUCGGGGAGGCCCCCGAUAAGGAAACGCGACCGCAUAGAGGCUAUCAACGCAAACACAGAGUAA